This is a messenger RNA of Medioppia subpectinata, 330 nucleotides long. The record is from the annotation of a GenBank genome assembly. NCBI's taxonomy places the organism in Eukaryota, Metazoa, Arthropoda, Arachnida, Sarcoptiformes, Oppiidae.
AUGGGAAUGGCUCGCAAGAGAAAGAUCUCGGAAAACGAACUGCAAUUCGAUUACAACAACACUUCUUCGGACUCAGAAUAUUCUGAGACAAACGGGAAGAGACCGGUGGCCAGGAAUGCGGCCAACGCUCGCGAAAGGGCACGUAUGAGGGUUUUAAGCAAAGCAUUUACUCGACUGAAGACAUCACUGCCAUGGGUUCCGGCGGAUACAAAACUUUCCAAAUUGGAUACUUUAAGAUUAGCCGCCAGUUAUAUAAACCAUUUGAGACAAAUCUUGGCUGAAGAGCAAACGUAUCCCAACUCUUCUGUCCAUCCCUUCAAUUUAUUUUAA